Molecule: messenger RNA, 2522 nt
Organism: Cotesia glomerata
Lineage: Eukaryota; Metazoa; Arthropoda; Insecta; Hymenoptera; Braconidae
Gene: Ccdc85
Product: coiled-coil domain-containing protein 85C
Exons: 6
Coding region: 962-2317 (451 amino acids)
Source: RefSeq, a predicted model, not a curated record
CAGCACGAUGUAUAUAUAUCUAGAGUACAGAGUAUCCCCUUCAGUGCCCUUCAGUGUCACCCACUAUCCGAGCACUCACCUCAACUUUAUUAAACUCACCUCUGGUUCUCCUCUACUGUGUAGGUUGUGGCAAGUAAUUUUACCUCUGCUUACCUUUGCUUUCUCUUGUUAUUUCUUUUUUACCUACUACCAUACUCUUGACUUUUAUCUCUCUCUCGCUCUCGUCUCUUGUCUCUCGUCUCUCGUGGACUACACACUCACAUCUGAUGUAGUAUAGUGACAGCGAAUGUAAGCCGGAUGGGAUGGCUGGGAUGAAAAUCUACUGUAAAAUGCAUGGCGCGCGUUAGCGUCAGCACAAAAAGUAUACUAGAGAGGUAAAGGUAUAAGAGCGCGGCACAGCACAGGUACACGACCCCCCGCCUUAGGUACCCCUUCUUACCAGUGUACCCACUGCUCUCAAGUUGUAUUACGCUUAAGAGAGUAUACUUAGUUAUGUUAUAUUUAGUCGUCUUCGUUUCCUGUCAGAAAUGUGCUGAUUAAUAAAAAAUAUACUUUUGAUUAGUCAUUAGUUUAUAUUUAUUAUUCAAAAAGUUUGCAUAGUACUUGUGUUAUCGCGCCCGCGCGAUUUUAAUACACAUUUAUAUCUGGUAAGCAAGUUUAAGCAUUCACGCGUUCUAGAUCAGUUUACCGAGUACUGCCUGUGUAAAUUCUUUUCUCUCUAUUCUUCGUUAGCUGGUUACUGGUUAGUUAUACUGUGGAUUUUUUUAAGCCUGGUGAUCAAGAUCGAACGCAGUAUACCUAUAACUUUAAUUUCAAUUCAUGGUAUUUAACUACUCUCAGCCAUAUUGGAGCGUGAUUUAAUAGCGGAAUAAAUUGUAGUGGAAAAAGACUAAAAGUGGACAGCGAAUGAAUUUUAACAGAAAUGGGACGAGUGACACUUUACACUUGAUCUAAGGCCACCAUGUCCAACAAAACAAAAUCUCAGACGACGCAGCAUCAAGAGAAGCAAAUACAACAACCACAGCCGCAGCAGCAACAACAUCAGCAACAGCAAGCGCAACAGCAUCAACUUCAGCAGCAGCAGCAGCAGCUGCAACAGCAUCAUCUUCUGAAACAACAAUCUAUUGGGCAGCUUCCGCCUCAGUAUCAGCCGCCGCCUCAGCCCACUAUUGGUAUCCUAAAGAAUUCGACAAGUAUCGGCAACAACCCAAAUGCCCUUUUGAACAGCUACCCCCAGUCACAGCAACCCCAGCGGGUGACGAACAUCAAAGAUGCCCAGGCAAAGUAUUUGACUAAAUUAGAUAGUCUCGGCAACCAGCCAAUGGUCCUCGGAUCAGCCGGUAAAGCUCCAGCUCACUCUUAUUAUCCCUCGAAAAUUUCCCCCGGACAAUUUUUGCCGUCAAGCAGUAGCAGCAGCAGCAGCUAUCCCGGUGGUAAUAUUAUUAUUCCAAAUACUGGCAAACAGAGAAUAAGCGACGAAGAAUUUAUGCGACUCAGUCCUGUGGAAAUGCUCAAGUUUGUCAGAAAAACUGAGAGUGAUCUUGCUAGAAUUGUUACUGAGCAAAAUCGACAGAUACAAAAUUUGCUCGGUGAGUUGCGGUCAUUAAAAGAAGCUAAUCAACGAUUAAGCGAUGACAAUCAGGAAUUAAGAGAUUUGUGUUGUUUUUUGGACGACGAUCGUCAAAAAGGGCGAAAACUAGCCCGGGAAUGGCAGCGGUUUGGUAGAUACACUGCCAGUGUAAUGAAACAAGAAGUUUCGGCCUAUCAAAAUAAAUUACGGCAGUUAGAUAAUAAACAGCAGGAACUGAUAAAAGACAAUCUCGAAUUAAAAGAGCUCUGUUUGUACCUGGACGAAGAACGAGGAAGUGGCGGUGCCCAGAGAGAUGACGGUGAUGGAUCUAGCUCGAGUACAAACGCUGAAGAAACAACCGCGGUACCUCCACCACCACCCGCUCCGCCGCGUCAAGUUCGGCAUACUUCUUUUUUUAACGAUGAAACGAUGCAAUACGUGCGGAGUCUUGAGCAAAGAGUGAAACAGCUUGAGGAAGACAAAAGCAUGUUGCAGGCAAGAGCCCAAACGUGGGAGGCCGAGAGUCGGGAUGCGCGUUGGGAGACCGUAAACGACGGUGACAAUCCUCAUAAUCUUCAUGGUGGUAGUGGACGUCCCGAAGCUGUUGUUCAAGCACUUCAGGUUCUUGAAGUAAGAGAACAAUUAGAAAGGGAUGCUGGCCAUAAUCCUACUGAAAAAGCACUCGUACGAGAGAUGUGUAAUGUCGUAUGGCGAAAACUGGAAGAAAGUCCACAUAUGAGACGUUAAUUAGUUGUACUCGUUGUUAUAUCUCCGCACUUAGCACUUGUUAUCAAAUAAUUAUGUAUUAUGAUAUUUAUAUAAAUAUAUAUAACUCAAUUAUAUACGGUUCAAUGAAGAAAUAUUAGGUGUCGUACUAGUGUGCUCAUAUAUUAGUAUUAUUGAUUAAAAGUAUAAAAUUCAAAUUUAUAUUUAGAAAGAAAUUAAAAAAAUU